Messenger RNA from Pseudomyrmex gracilis, 3194 nucleotides. It is a transcript of the gene unpg, whose product is annotated as homeobox protein GBX-2. The coding region runs from base 1248 to 2627 and encodes 459 amino acids. Gene Ontology annotation, biological process: regulation of nervous system development; regulation of transcription by RNA polymerase II. Gene Ontology annotation, cellular component: nucleus. The record is from RefSeq and is a predicted model, not a curated record. Gene Ontology annotation, molecular function: RNA polymerase II transcription regulatory region sequence-specific DNA binding; DNA-binding transcription factor activity, RNA polymerase II-specific. NCBI's taxonomy places the organism in Eukaryota, Metazoa, Arthropoda, Insecta, Hymenoptera, Formicidae. The transcript has 4 exons.
AUGGUCGCUGCUCGGUAUAGUUCAUCCGUAGUAUACAGUUGAACGCGUGUGCGACGGUCAUUGCGUUGUCAAAUGUGAACUGUUAAAGUUGUCACAUUAUUAAAAAAUGACAGAACAAUUUAAGAGAGACUAGUUAUGCAUCGGCAAUUGCAGAAAUUCUCGUCGAGUAUUAUAAUUUACGUCCUGUUUUCCACGGAAAACGUCGUGUUUACUGAUGAGAUCUGUCAGACUCUCCAGAUAACAGACAAUUGUUUUAUUUAAUCCUUAUCGUGAUUGUUGACGAUGAUUAUCCGCGGCGCGAAUCUAACAAGAAUCCGAUAAUGGUCUUUCAUAUUUUAUUAUUGCCCCAGACAAGCUUGAUUAUUUAUAGAUAUUGUUCGUAACACGUGCACAAAUUGAAAACUGUGUCUUCGUACUUUGACCAUCUUUAAUUAUUACUCCGUUUAGUGAUAGCCACUUUGUGAUCAUUAACUAACCGCAAGUACUUAAUAGCUAUCACAUUCGUAAAUAUAUAAUUGUGUUGCGCUUGUUAAAGUUUUUUAAUUACAGCUUUGAUCAGUACAUAUAAAUCGUUAUAUACUGAAAUUGUAUUACAAAAAACUGUGACAUUUAUCUUUUUUAAUUUUUAAAUUACUAGUGUUCCGUAGAGGAUCGUGAAUCUCAGGAAAUAAUUACUUCGAGCUGUACAAUAAACGUUUUACUUAUUUAUAUCAACUGCAACAUAUUAUGACUAUUAAUGCCAAAAUACAUCAAUUGAUAUUUAUUGACGUGUUUAUUAAAAGAGCCAAAUAUUAAAAGACUAAAUGUUUUAAUAUGAUAACAUAUAUAACGUGGGGUAAUAGACCAAAAAUAAUUCUUUGCACAAAAAAAUCCCCAACAAUGUAUCGAGUAUCAUUCACAACCAUUGCAACACAAAACCACAUGAAAUAAGAGAAAUAAUUUCUAAAUCUCCGACGAUUUUAAGUAAAGUCACUUCGACGUUCCAAAUCUCACUAAACUCUGACAUAGGUAUAAAUAUAUAAGUCAAUUAUCGAAUUUCUCAUUCAAGAGAAUUAAGAAGAGAACGGAAAUAAAAUAAUAACCUAUUAUUUCACGACGCUUUAAAUAACUGAAUCUUCGAGUCGACAAUCAACGAGUUUUGUGCGCGAAAGAGAAGAGAUUUAUGUUCAACAUAUAAGAGCAGAUCAAAAUCGAAAAUUUGUUUGGUUUCGAAGAAGACAUUGGUUCGUCAGGUUCGAAAAGUCAUUAUGGAAGUGAGCGUGGAGGAAACUGAGCUUGAUGUCGGCUCAGCGAGUGACGAGCUGGAAUCGUCGGUGGUGGAGCCGAAGAUCACGCGACGCCCGACGCCGCGGCCUUUCACGAUCGAGAGUUUGAUCGGUAACGCGCGCGAGGACCGUGACACCGGCGGCGGCAUCACGCGGGACGAUCGAAUCAACGGCAGUGAGGAGGAAGAACACAGAGACAGGGAAUAUCAGCUGUAUCAGAGGCAUUAUUUAGCGACCGCCGCAGCAAGCACGCUACCUUCAGGAUUUGGCGUGCCGCUCGGUUUGUAUAGCGCCUGGCUACCGAUGCGGAUGUACGGUGGCAGCGGCGCAUCCGGUGUUCCGAUGCUGCCGCCGCAGCAUCCCUCCGCGAGCUACCCCGCUCACUCCGAGUUGCAUCAUAGUCGACUGCCGCAUCCCACCGCACCGGCGUCCGGUCAUACACAAGGAUACUAUCCGCUUGACGGUUGCCGUCGCACCGCGAAUCAACGCGCCCCAAGCAGUUUCACAGAUAGCGAAGACGAGGAGGGCAGCGUCGGCUCGCCAGCAUCCCCAGCUCACGACCUCUCCAAGUCGCGGCAUGGAUCCGAAAACGGUCGCGCAUCAGCCGAGAGCGAUGAAGAAGGUGGCGGGGUCGCGGGUUCUGGCGAGGGUCACGAUGUUUCAGACGGUGUCGUCAGUGGCGCGGGCAGUGUCGCCACAAGUCCCAGUGGGUCCUUAGAAAAUGGACAAAGUUCGUCAGCGUCCAAUGCUAGCGGUAACAAGGCUCGGCGACGACGCACCGCCUUUACUUCAGAGCAGCUGCUGGAGCUGGAACGCGAGUUUCACGCAAAGAAGUACCUGAGCUUGACCGAACGCUCGCACAUAGCGCACGCGUUGAAACUUUCCGAAGUGCAGGUGAAGAUCUGGUUUCAGAAUCGACGCGCCAAGUGGAAAAGGGUGAAAGCCGGGCUGAGCGGAGGCAGCGUAGGCGUCGGUUCGACGGGAGCGACUAUGGCACCCACCGGGGCUACUGGUCGUCACAACGGCGCAACGGGCCAACACACAUCCGGUACCAGGAUUGUGGUGCCUAUACCGGUGCACGUGAGUCGUUUGGCGGUUCGUUCUCAUCAUCACCACCUGGAGAAGUGCGCGAGAGCGCCGCGCGCAAGACCGACGCAACCUUCGAGUGAGGGUGGCUCUUCGGGUGCGGUGUCUUCAGUGUUGGGUGAUACUCUAGGACUAGUGAACUCGUCUGUAAAUCUGCCCAGCCAGGUGCAACCGCCUCUGGGCGCCGGAAUGGGGGUGGAAAUCGGGGUCGGGAGUGGUUUGAGAGCAUUUGCUGUGCCAGCGCAUCGAGCCGGUCUCGGAUCGUCCGGGAGGUAGUGUACGUCAUGGAUGAUGAACUUGGAUGUCUGGUAUUGCGGGGCGCGAAAGGAAGAAAUAGAGGUAGAUUAAAGUCGAGUCGAUCACUUGGGUUCGUCGGAGAAGUAAGAAAGUAUGGCUCGUUAUUUAAUUGUGUCAGAUUGUACACUACUUUUGGCAAUUUACUAAUUUAUCUGAAUCGCAAAUGUCAUCGCCGAUUUUUAAAUAUUUCGAUACAGAAAGACAUCGAUGAUAUAGGAAAUAAUAAAUUAAUUCUCUGAAGACAUAAAACACUUGGCUCGGGAUAAAGCUCGUAGUCCGGGCGUUCGAUUCGACUUUUGCCGCGCUCAUUGUAAAUAGCAAGUCCUAGAAGAACUGUAAAUAUACGUACACACCAGCACUAGACAGUAACUCCGCAUAAACACGGUGUGUAGCUCGUACUUGUAGAUAGUUUACGUUAAGCGGUGGGUUUCAGCCCGACGAACAACUAUUACGUGGCGGCAAUAUCGCGUAUCGAUCGGCCGUGCGAUCAUCGCAGCUGUAUUACACCGACAAAACGCUACAACGAGGCGGAAGCGCGCAUAAAAA